UAUUUCUUCGGUAAAGACUCGGAAAUAUCAGCUGGUCAACCAAACCACGGGCGCAUAGUAACAAAAAUGGCGACCGCAUUUGACCAAGAGCUGAGAAAGGCUUUCCAAGAAUUGCAGUUGAAAGUUAUCGACACUACUCAAAGAGUGAAGGUUGCAGAGGCACAAAUAGAACAACUAAAGAGGACAAAUCAGCAUGCUAAGUUGACAGACCAGGAGCUUAGUACUUUACCUCUGGACACAAAUACCUAUGAGGCCGUUGGUCGAAUGUUUGUAUUACAACCUGUAACUGAUGUUAGAUCAACAAUAGCUGAAAAAGUCAAGGCAAAUGAGGAAAAAAUUAAAACUAUUGAGGGAACCAAAGAUUAUCUCCAGAAGAGUGUAAAGGAGCAAGAAAACAACAUCCGUGAAAUGCUCAUGCAUCGAAAAUAGUUGUGUAGUGUAGACUAGGGUGACAUUGAAAUGAGUCCAACUAUUUCAGACAAAGGCUUGUUGAUUUUGAUGACACCCCUCUGUUGUUGAUGGCAGGUCUGAAAGUGAAAUACGUGUAUUGGUAUUGGUUCACUUUAUUGACAUUCUGUCACCCCCAUCGUACUAAAAGACUGCUUGUUUUGAGAUCCUGCAAAAUCUGUACAUUAUAAUCCCAUCAACACCCUAGGGUGAAAUAUUUCAUUAAAACAAUGAGUGCCUU
Messenger RNA from Nematostella vectensis (starlet sea anemone), 688 nucleotides. Its product is annotated as prefoldin subunit 1. Gene Ontology annotation, biological process: protein folding. Gene Ontology annotation, cellular component: cytoplasm; prefoldin complex. Bases 67 to 429 code for a protein of 120 amino acids. The transcript has 4 exons. The record is from RefSeq and is a predicted model, not a curated record. Lineage: Eukaryota; Metazoa; Cnidaria; Anthozoa; Actiniaria; Edwardsiidae. Gene Ontology annotation, molecular function: protein folding chaperone.